AUGACAGUGAAGAGCCUGUAUGAAGUUACCAGAGGGAUACUUAUUACCUUUGGGACUAUAAGUGCUUUUUUUAAUGGAAUUUGCUUUUUUCCUGUUUUUUCUUAUAAGCCUUUGUUUGUUGGACAGAGUGUUUGCCUCACCAGUCCCAUCUGGAAAGGAGCUUUGUGGGAGGCCACAGUUUUGCCUUGGGCACACGGAGCACCAUGGGCUCCUCAGUGCAAGUUUGCUGUUGCCAUCCCAUCUCUUCUCCCUGGCCCAUACUGCUACUACUCGCUUGCUGGGAUCACUGGGACCAACUACCUGGGAGUCCUGGUCCCAUUCCCCUACACAGCCUUCCCAAACCUCUGCAAAGACCCAGUACAGUCAGAGUGGUACCACCUGGCCCUGCAGGUCCUGGACACGUGCUCAAGUCUGGCCAUAUUCUGCACUGCUUCUGCUGUUGAGAUCAAGCUCACAAUGAGACUGCUCCAGCUGGGACACUUAAAUGUGAGCUGUGAUGGGAAAGGGGGAUUGAUUGUCCCCAUAAAGCUGUAA
Messenger RNA from Anas platyrhynchos (mallard), 534 nucleotides. NCBI's taxonomy places the organism in Eukaryota, Metazoa, Chordata, Aves, Anseriformes, Anatidae. The record is from RefSeq and is a predicted model, not a curated record.